AUGGACUCGCCAUCUCACAAUGGCGACAACGGUUCAAUCGUUGCGGCUACUCCAGACGAGGUAUUCCAUCUGCGGGGCUACCAGGCUGAAAUGGUUGCGGAGAGCAUGAAAGCCAACAUCAUUGUUGUCAUGGAUACAGGUUCUGGAAAAACGCAUAUAGCCAUCGAACGUGCGCGGGCGGAACUGGAGACGUGCAAGCCCGACAAGCUCGUCUGGUUUCUUGCACCCACAGUCGCACUUUGCGAACAGCAGUAUGAAGUUUUCCAAGCCAACCUUCCUGGCUAUAGCCAUCUGCUUCUCUGCGGAAGAGACGUUGAGCUCUGGACGACACAGAGCGCCUGGAAUGAGGUUUUUCAACACAAUGUCAGAAUUGUCAUAUCAACACAUCAAAUUCUACUUGACGCACUCACACAUGGGUUCAUGAGCCUCCAAAAGCUAGCUUUACUCAUAUUUGACGAAGCUCACCACUGUACACUGAAACAUCCGGCUCACAAGAUUAUGUCUGAUUUCUAUAUGCCUCAGCGAAGCGACAGCAAUUUCGCUUUACCUAAAGUUCUCGGCCUGAGUGCCAGCCCCGUCAUGAGAGCAGCGGCCAACAAGCAAGGCCUAGAGGUAAUUGAACGAAACCUACAAGCGACUGUGAGAACACCAAAACUAUAUAGAUCCGAGUUGCUUCGCUCUGUUCACCGACCAGAGCUAAUCCAAGUCAACUACAACCGAGAGCGUUCCACUGGAAGUCUCUCGAUGUUGCUGUUGGCACUCAAGAAUGCAUAUAUGAACUAUGACCUCAUGCAGGACCCAUAUCUAAUCGCACUCUUGGAACAGCAGAGAAAUGGAUACAAUGUCUCUCGACAGCUUCAGAAGCUCUGGGAUAGCCAAAGGACUUACUGCUAUGACCAGUUGAAGCAGCUGGUCUCAAAAGCUGAGGCAAUGGCACAAGAGCUUGGAAACUCUGCUAUGGAACAUUACGUAUAUCAGUGCGUUAAUGAUUUCAAAAAUCUGGCCCAUGUUCAGUCUUGCGACUUGUCCACCGAUGAGAGGCGACAUCUUUUGAACAUAUUUGAACGUCUCCCAACCCAACACACCACAGGCAUAUCCAGUUCGAUAUUAGAAAGUUUAUCACACAAAGUGAACGUUCUCAUUGACAUUAUAGUCGCUGAAGCCGUCACCAAUUCGAACUUCACUGGUCUUGUGUUUGUGGAGCAGAGAGUGUGGGUGGCAUCUCUUGCCGAGAUCCUGGCUUCUCACCCACGCACGAAAGCUCUACUCCACGUAGGUACAUUUGUCGGCACGUCGCAGUCAUCCCAGCACAAAUCAAGCGUAUUCGAUUACGCGAACCCAAAAAACCAGCAAACAGUACUAGAUGAUUUUAAGGCUGGUAUCAUCAAUCUUGUUCUAGCUACCAGUGUCUUGGAGGAAGGCAUUGAUAUACCCAGCUGUCACCUUGUGGUGUGCUUUGAGGCCCCUAAAACUCUCAAAGGCUUCGUUCAACGACGUGGGAGAGCGAGACAACAGAGGUCGCGUUAUUACAUCCUCGUUCCGGACAUGGGAUAUGCUUACACCCCGGCAUCUUGGCAAUCUCUUGAAGCUCAAAUGAGGAAGGCAUAUGAAGACGACAAGCGCCAAACAGCACUAUCCUCCGAAAAAGAAUCUAUCGAAGAGUAUGACUUACGAUGCCUAAGGAUUGAAACCACUGGUGCCUUAUUGACACUCGAUAAUGCUAUGCAGCAUCUCUACCACUUUUGUGCUCGCCUGUCCUCCGGUACCUACGUGGAUGCCCGGCCACAUUUCGAUUUCACUAACAUUGAUGGUCGAGUUUCUGCCAAAGCUUCGCUCCCUAUUUCUGUCGAUCCUACAGUAAGAACUGCCAAUAGCUCUAGAACAUGGAAAACAGAGCGGAUGGCGCAAAAAGACGCUGCUUUCGAAGCAUACAAAACCUUGUAUACCGCUGGUUUGGUAAACGAACACCUCCUCCCUGUGAUAGAAGAAGAUGGUACACACAUGGCACAAUAUCAGACUCGUGACAGCCAGCCUUCUCUGAUACCUGUCUCGCAUACCAUCGACCCCUGGCAAGUCAUCGCUCAGUAUCAACAAAUUGCUCUCUCUGAGUGGCAUAGUACUUUGCUUGAAGUUACGGCGAAUGAGGAGUCCUUGCGAAUGAUCCUUUUGACGCCAUCCCUUGUGCCUGUAAUGCAAGGUGUAUUACUACAUUGGAACGAAACAAAACGCUACAACGUGAAGAGCUCUCCGUUGAACAGCGUAACCCUGGAUGACUCUGAGCUUCAGCUACUGCGCUCUAUUACUUGGAAAAUGCUUCAUUCUAUCUUUGGUGUUCAUAUGAAGGAAGAUACUUGCGAUUUUGUCUAUCUACUUACCCCUUGCACUAAAUUAGGCGGUGUUAUGUCAACAGCUGAACUCCGUGAAUGGGAAGAGAUGAUUGGGAGCCAGCAGUCGGCUAUGGACCUUGUACUCCACGGCAACGUUGACUUGAAAAGAUGGGGUCUGGUAAAGCAACAAGGAGAUAUGCGACCAUUUAUCGCUAGAACAAUCAGCUUGCCGACGGCAUCUCUGGAUUUCCAAAACGUUCAAGAAAUAUCCAUUGAAGCCGUGCGUUUUCCCAAGCGCAGGGACUUUUUGCAUCCUGUCUUUGGGAGCGGAAACAAGAACGAAGCCUACACCAGAACUGAGAGUCUUGCAAUCACAUCGUGCAUUGUCGACAACCUUCCAGCCUCGUACGCUAUACUGGCAUCCUUGUUUCCAUCAAUCACUCAUAAACUUGAAACAUACAUGGUAGCCAACACACUCAGAACAACCGUUCUUCAAAGUGUCGACAUCGGCAUCUCUCAUUUACCUGUAAUCCUUUUGGCACUUACCCCAUCUGCAGUGGACGGGGAAGAGAACUAUCAGAGGUUAGAGUUUCUCGGAGAUUGCAUUCUCAAGUUUAUUACUUCUCUCCAUCUCAUGGCUACUCAUCCUCGUAUGCCGGAGGGUAUUUUGACAGGGAAGAAGGGUAAACUUGUCAGUAAUGGUUAUUUGGCGCGGGCAGCGUUAGCCAGAGGCCUUGAUGGAUUUAUUCUCUACAAGCGCUUUACAGGAGCGAAGUGGAAGCCAAGAUACGUCAGUCAGGUGCUCGCCAUCACAAACCCACCAGCCAAGCAAGAGAAGUCCUCAAAAUUGAUCGCUGACGUCAUAGAGUCACUCAUUGGUGCUUCAUACGUUAUUGGCGGAUUUUCAAAAGCAUUUGCAUGUGUGAAAGCACUACUACCAUCGGAGGAUUGGAUGUCCAUCCCCGAGGCCAAUGAUACACUCUACAAUGCCGCUCCUAAACAUGACUCCAUAGUGGGUGUCGUUCUAGUGGAAAAACUCGUAGGCCAUGCUUUUAACAACAAGGCAUUGCUUCUCGAAGCGCUCACGCACCCUACGUUCCGCGGCCUCAACACAUAUUGCUCGUACGAGCGAGAAGAGUUUCUUGGCGACGCAGUGCUCGACUACAUCGUUUCAAAACGACUCUAUAGUCAUAAACCAGAGCUCCCGCAUUAUAAAAUGCACGGAAUCCGAACUGCGAUGGUCAACGCCUCAUUCCUCGCUUACAGUAUGUUCGAGACGACUGUGGAAGAGGUGUUCACGAACAAGGAGACAUUACAACCUGAAGCUCAUCAAAGAGCUCUAUGGCAGUUCCUUCGGUCUACAAGCCAUGAACUUGUCAUGUCACGAAACCUGGCCAUAAAACGACAUUCUGAGGCCCGGAUUCAAAUUGCCGAGGCUAUCCAGCACGAUACCCGUUUUCCAUGGCACGCUCUCUCACUUACGGAUCCGCCGAAGUUUCUCUCCGACAUUGUCGAGAGUAUGAUUGGUGCGCUCUACAUAGAUAGCCAUGGGUGUUUGCCUGUUUGCGAAGAGUUUGUUCAACGCCUUGGCAUUCUGCAGUGCCUUGAACGCAUCUUGCACGAUGGAGUAGAUUGCCUACAUCCAAAGGAACGCCUGGGUAUUCUUGCGGUAGACAAAGAAGUGAAGUAUGUUCGUGUUGUGAGUAAUGGCGAGGGCGAAGGAGAUGAAAAAAGUGGGGUUCAUGAAGUGGGUUACCAGGUACAAGUCAGAGUCGGUGGUAAGGAUGUUGGACGUGUGGUAAAAGGGGUGAAGCGGCUGCAGGCUGAGACUAUCGCCGCAUGGAAGGCUAUUGCAAUACUUGAAGGAGCUGGUGACGGGGAUGAUAUCCUAGACGAGGAAGGACAAAAGGAAGAGGAAGAGUUUUUCGAUGCCGAAGAAGGUGGUGGUGUCAUGCUGGACUUGAAGUAA
Molecule: messenger RNA, 4296 nt
Organism: Bipolaris zeicola 26-R-13
Lineage: Eukaryota; Fungi; Ascomycota; Dothideomycetes; Pleosporales; Pleosporaceae
Exons: 7
Coding region: 1-4296 (1431 amino acids)
Biological process (GO): siRNA processing
Cellular component (GO): RISC complex; cytoplasm; nucleus
Molecular function (GO): ribonuclease III activity; RNA binding; ATP binding
Source: RefSeq, a predicted model, not a curated record